Molecule: messenger RNA, 2351 nt
Organism: Myzus persicae (green peach aphid)
Lineage: Eukaryota; Metazoa; Arthropoda; Insecta; Hemiptera; Aphididae
Exons: 3
Source: RefSeq, a predicted model, not a curated record
AGAGCACAUACAUACCUAUACCUAUAUAUUAUUAUUAUUGUUGUGGUUGCCGUCCGACAUCGGCGAGCUCGGGGAACCGAUGAUGUGUGUGCUGCAGUUGUAGUCGUUUUGCUCGCGGUUUGAAUAUCUUUCGACCAGCACCUCGUGAAAACUGUGAUCCCGCACUGCUAUAGCCUGGUCCCCAGGUACAUCAAUAUUAUACUUUUCGGCAUGGGAGGCCACCGUUCGUGACACUCGGGAAACUCCGGUGAUGCCUGGUACAUGCAGAUCACCGUCGCCUGCACCAUUAGGCGGCGAUGGUGAUAUUAUGUCGCCGGAGAGGUAUCUUAGGUCUGAUCGCGUGGUUGGAGAUCAUUUACAGACAUCUUCCAUUCAGUGGUGUGGUCGUGCGGUGGUCGGUCAUGCACGUGCCAAUACAAUAGGCGUGUGCCACGUGAGUUUGAAGCGGAAACAACAACUACCGAAAAACGCACGUUGCUCAAGUGACAUGAUUGUCAGCCGAAGAUUGAAAUUUCGGAAUAACUGGAAGAAUUCAUCAUUGAAUAGUUUUUUAUUCCUAAUUACCAUAUUGCAGGUGCACCAGGUUCUCGCAGAGAUUGAUUUGUUGAGAACCGGAACCACUACCACGAACGGAAUCACGACCACCAACUGAACUACGUGCAAGGAGCGUUGGACGUGCUUGUCGUGUACGGAAGCGACGAUGUCGGGAUGCAGCUGGUUCGUUGCCGAACAGAUCUGCAAGGACAAUUCAGCGGGGACAGUGCGAAGCCCGAUGGUGGUCACCAACGGGUCGUCCUGUCCAAAGUUUUCGGUUAACAAUAAAGUCAGCGCAGUCCAGACAAUCACGGUUACGGUUAUGAUUGAUGACGCGGUCAUGGGAGGUGGUUUCGUCCGUUUGUUAGCCAACAGCAGCGUCCAGUGUCAGCUGGACAACAAUAACUACACGGCCGAGAUGGACGGCGACCGAAUCUCUUGUUCCACGAAAUCGACGAGUAUACCGCGGUACAACACCACGUGCCAGCAGUCGGUACCGCACUUCGAUCAUUUAUUGAUCGUGUUCGAUGGCAAGUUGUUGCGAUUCGACAACGUAAGCGACUACUACGUGACCACGUACCCGUUGGAUGGCAAUUGCCCAAAAAUGGAAUGCCCGCAUUGUCACUGGAACAACGGCACUCACAGAUUUUUCUGUAGUUGGUGUUUGGUGAACAACGCCACUCCCGCGGACGACAUAACACCGUACCAGUACUGUGACGUACGGAAUAUUUCGAGUCUCGUGCACUUGAGUACCACUGUCAUUCGAGACGAUAAAAAAUGUCCCGGCAAAGAUCCAAUCGUAAAUAGUUAUUCUGUAACGCCGAAAACGAUAAUUCAAUCAUACCAGUCUCUCGGCUGCAGUCAAGUGGAUAACAACCGUUUUCCAGUCGUUCCAACUGUGGACGACGGCCAAGUGUUCGGCGGUAUCGAGUCCGGUGGCAACACUUUUCGGGUGCAUGGUAAACAUUUUUGCGGCUUGCGGGACAUUGAAUGUUGCGUCAGAAACAAAAUAUCGUGCAGCAACUGUAAUGUCCAGAACGACACACUCGUGAUUUGCCGGUCUCCUAAGCUCAACAUCCGUCCGGAAAAUGCAUCUGAAGUUGAACCAUUGCGGUUUUACGCUAAAAACUCUACAGGAAUACAAAUGAGGGUCAAUGCAACGGAGGUGAUCCGUUAUCGUCGUUAUCAGGAUCCGGUUUUCACGGACUUCGUGGUCAACGGUUGCUGUAAUGUUACCAUAAAUGGUCUGUACCCGGUCCAAAUUUUGGCCGCCGAGGACUUGUCCAUUGUACUGCAGGUACCCGGCAACUCGUCCCCUCGUUGCCUGGACACUUGGAUGGACAGCACGCAGAUCAUUUGUAGGGUGUCGCAGUCAUCGUUACCCCAGCUGGGCCCACUGCCGAAACAGAUCAAAGUCACGUUUGGCGAAAAUCUGAAAUUCGUAGAGCGCACGAAACAAAAAUACAGUCAUUUCAAAAGUUCAUUGGCCACGACCUUGUUGCCGGGUGUCGUCACUAUAGGCGCGUACGUUUCAUUCAUCGCGGUCCUAUGUGUGGCCCUCAUAUUUUUUAAGUCUUCGAAGGACUAUGACCUACUGCAUUUAUAUGGUCGCCAGCAGCUCGCAGAAAUGCGACCACUGGACGAACGAAAUCUCAACGAUUGCGACGACAACGGAGAACCUGAAAAUAAGUUGUUGGUGCGUGACGAACGUCAUUAGUUUCGUAUUUGGAUACAUACGGCCUUUAAUUUAUUAACUAUAAUAUUGUACAUGAUGAUUGAUAUUAUUAUGUUCCAUACCUAAGAAUUUUUAAACAUCA